AAAAAAGCGUAUUUAAUUGUUUAAACAGUUAAUAAAAUAAACACAAAACUAAAAAGAAUUAAUUUAUAAAACACAACCAUAAGGCCUAGAAAACUAAUCAGAUGAAGUAGGCUACAAAUACGGUCGAUGAGCUGAGACAACAACACAAUAUUUUAUCAUGGUUGCUGUAAUAUUUGCUGCAGUGUUGGUUGCCAACCUUUGUAUCUAUCCUGGUGACUUUGCGCUCUAUGAAUAUGAGUACGAUGUAAGUAGGCCUAUUCUAGAUCUGAAAACGUGCGAAAAGGGUGCUAUGUUCGAGGAAUUCAGUGAACGAGAAAUAAUGACAACUGCAACUGGAAAAGAUAUUUUAUGCGACACAAAAACAGAUGGCGGUGGAUGGAUACUGAUGCUGCGCCGUUGUGUUGGAGAUGUCAACUUUGCAAGACCUUGGUCCGAUUACAGGGACGGAUUUGGAACCUUAGAUGGUGACUUUUGGCAAGGAUUGGAACAAGUACACCAGUUAACCCGAAACGGAAAAUGGGAGUUAAGAGUGGACAUGAAGUUUGGAGGUAAAAAUUACUACGCCAACUACAAAUCUUUUAAGCUCGACAGCGAGGCCCAGUUCUACACGCUUCACGUUGGACAGUUCUCAGGAAAUGUUGGUGAUGACCUUCAUUAUCACAACGGCAUGAAGUUCUACACAACAGACAGGCCUACAACCACAUAUUGUACUAAAGAUUACUCUGGGGGGUGGUGGUACAACCUUUGUUAUCGUACCUAUCUGACCGGUGAAUGGGGGUCUAAAGAAUGGGCGAAAGGUAUCCAUUGGGACCAAUUGUCCACAGGCAACAAAAAUCUAGAUUCGGCGGAGAUGAAAUUCCGAAAAAUAUAAGUUGUCCAUGUCCUCAGUAUGUCUUCAGGCUUUUGGCACACUUAUUUUAAUGCUUUGACAAGUUAUUACAAUUUACAAAAAGGUUUAUAAAUACAAAAAAACAAUUAGUCCAUUUUAUAAACACCAUCAGACUUCACGAGUGGGGUAAGGACUUCCACUUUACACGCGAAUCUGACUACUAAAUUUUUAUCUUAAGACUGCAUGAUUGUGUCCGUUGAGCUUGUUCCUAAAAAGAUUAUAUUUUUUAAAUAUCUGCUGUCGUUUUUUGUUUAAAAGCUGUUCUAAUAAACGUUGCUUUGAGGCUUCAAAC
Molecule: messenger RNA, 1181 nt
Organism: Physella acuta
Lineage: Eukaryota; Metazoa; Mollusca; Gastropoda; Physidae
Product: ficolin-1-A
Source: RefSeq, a predicted model, not a curated record